GGAUGAGAUAAAGCACAUGUGAAGGCCAGAGGGGUCCGAUAACGCAGCCGACCCGCAGUGGUGGGAGGCUUGGCGAAUGACGCUCAUCUGAACUUUCUAUGCCCCACGCGCGAGCUGCCCAAAAACAUUGAGUCCAUUCCGGCUGCAAGCCACUGCGACAAUUUAGCGAGUGCGGAAACCCUCUCCCUGUGCAAAUUCAUUCCCGCUCUCAUUACACCCUCGAAUCGACCGCCGCAAUCGCCUUCCGCACGACGCUCUCCGCCCUCGCGGCCCCUCCAUCAUGUCUUCGCCCACCACCUCACCAACCCACAAACUCACCCCCCUCGCAACCCUCACACCACCAUCCAACUCGCGAACCUGGCAAUCCGCGCCCCACCCCUCCCUCCCCAUUGUCGCAACCGCGUGUUCCGACCGCAGUGUCCGCGUCUACAGCCUAACCUCCUUCACGCUCCUGCAUUCUAUAACCGGAGGCCACAAGCGCAGCGUACGGACCGUGUCAUGGAAACCCAACACACGGGGCCAGAGUGUUCUUGCGACUGGAAGCUUUGAUUCUAGCGCGGGGAUAUGGAGGAGGGAGGAGGGUGCUGGGGGAGGGGGGGUUGAGGAGGACUUUACGGGUAGGAGGGUUGGUGCUGUGGAGGACGAUGAUGACGAACAAGACGACACAGACGACUACCAAUUCUCCUGCAUCCUCGACGGCCACGAAUCCGAGAUAAAAUGCCUAGCCUGGAGUCCCUCAGGCCAGUACCUAGCGACCUGCUCCCGCGACAAGAGCGUGUGGAUAUGGGAGGAACUCGAGGACGAUAACUUUGAAACCGUGGCCGUGUUGCAGGAACACGAUGGCGAUGUUAAGAGCGUGGCGUGGCACCCCGAGGAAGAUUUGUUGGUCAGCACGAGUUAUGAUGAUACGGUUCGGUUGUACAAGGAAGAUGCGGAUGAUUGGGUUCAGGUGGCUAUGAUUGACGGGCAUGGGAAGACGGUUUGGUGGGCGGAGUUUGAGGGGAGUGGGAUGAGUAAGAGGGAUUGGCGGGCACGGAUAUCGGACGCUUCACAACAGCAGACACAACACAUUGAAGAGCUGGAACGAUCGGGACCUAGACUAGCGACUUGUUCAGACGACUGCACGGUGCGGACAUGGCGCCGAAAGGCAAAAGAGAGAGACGAGAAUGAGAGUAGCAGGACGGGUGUGCCUAGUAUCAUUCGCUCGGCGGCUAUCGACGAGGAGUGGUAUAAAGACGCGAUCCUACCGCAGGUUCACGAACGCGCGAUAUACUCGGUUUCUUGGAGUCGGAAGACGGGCAUGAUAGUCAGCGCCGGCAGCGAUGGUAAAGUCAUCGUUUAUAAGGAGAGGUGGAGAGGACAGGCUUCUGGGGAUGAGAUGGACGUUGAUGGCGCACAAGCGCAGAGUACAACUGAGUGGGUGGUUGUUGCGGAACUCUUCUCAGGGCACGAUGUUUUUGAGAUUAAUCAUGUUUGCUGGGCGAAGAGGGCUGAUAAGGGGAAGAGGACGGAGGAUGAGGAGGUAGUAUUGACUACGGGGGAUGAUGGGGAGGUGAGGGUUUGGGUGUUGGAUGAGGUGGAUGCGUCGAGCGCUUGAGUGCACUAUGGCAAACACCGUACGAUACACAUGCUGGCUUCCCAUAUGCUGAGUCUGGAGCAGUCGUUUAGAUUAUAGCACUAUGGGCUUCAAUGCUCAGACUUUGAACACCAAUAUCCUUACCCAAAGUACAAUCCGAAGUGAUUGCAAUUGGAUCACCACGGGACGAGCACGAACAAAAGAAGACAUACAGUCCCUUUGUCAUGACACGUUCUCAAAUUUAGAAGACCAGGGUCCAGAAGUUGGCAGGUCCCCCUGUCACAUGCGAAUGAUGCGAAUGCGAGGAAUCAGGAUGGGAAAUGCCACACGUGGGCCGUGUUGAAGCCGUGAGCCAGUCCGCUCGCGUUGAGAGCGUGUGGCGCAGGGAGCGUUGGGCGGACUGGCGUCAUGCCAAGGUGCCGAUCAGAUCAGGAUUCAAGGAAGCGCGAGAAUUUACGGACGGCAGCUAGACGCAAUCUACGCGUGUCCAAC
Messenger RNA from Alternaria rosae, 2068 nucleotides. Its product is annotated as cytosolic iron-sulfur protein assembly protein 1. Gene Ontology annotation, cellular component: cytosolic [4Fe-4S] assembly targeting complex. The transcript has a single exon. Gene Ontology annotation, biological process: iron-sulfur cluster assembly. Gene Ontology annotation, molecular function: protein binding. The coding region runs from base 281 to 1597 and encodes 438 amino acids. The record is from RefSeq and is a predicted model, not a curated record. NCBI's taxonomy places the organism in Eukaryota, Fungi, Ascomycota, Dothideomycetes, Pleosporales, Pleosporaceae.